AUGUCAACUCAAGAGGUUCCUACUUUUAAAUUGGUUUUAGUCGGAGAUGGUGGUACUGGUAAAACUACUUUUGUCAAGAGACACUUAACCGGAGAGUUUGAAAAAAAAUACAUUGCUACUUUAGGUGUCGAAGUUCAUCCAUUAGGGUUCCACACUAAUUUCGGUGAGUUGAAAUUCGAUGUUUGGGAUACUGCAGGUCAAGAAAAAUUCGGUGGGUUGAGAGAUGGUUACUAUAUUAAUGGUCAAUGUGGUAUUAUUAUGUUUGAUGUCACUUCAAGAAUUACUUAUAAGAAUGUUCCAAACUGGCAUAGAGAUUUGGUUAGAGUUUGUGAAAACAUCCCCAUCGUGUUAUGUGGUAACAAGGUAGACGUCAAAGAGCGUAAAGUCAAGGCUAAAAUGAUUGUUUUCCAUAGAAAGAAGAAUUUACAAUAUUACGAUAUCUCAGCUAAAUCAAAUUACAAUUUUGAAAAACCAUUUUUAUGGUUGGCUAGAAAAUUGGUGGGAAACCCACAAUUGGAAUUCGUUGCUUCUCCAGCUUUGGCACCACCUGAAGUUCAAGUCGACUCUGAUUUGAUGCAAAAAUACCAACAAGAAAUGGAGCAAGCUACUGCUUUGCCAUUGCCCGAUGAGGAUGAUGCUGAUUUGUAA
This is a messenger RNA of Lodderomyces oxycetoniae, 648 nucleotides long. It is a transcript of the gene GSP1, whose product is annotated as Ran GTPase. The record is from RefSeq and is a predicted model, not a curated record. Gene Ontology annotation, biological process: protein import into nucleus; ribosomal subunit export from nucleus. NCBI's taxonomy places the organism in Eukaryota, Fungi, Ascomycota, Pichiomycetes, Serinales, Debaryomycetaceae. Gene Ontology annotation, cellular component: cytoplasm; nucleus. Bases 1 to 648 code for a protein of 215 amino acids. Gene Ontology annotation, molecular function: GTPase activity; GTP binding. The transcript has a single exon.